AUGGAUGAUGUGAAGAGGAAGUCCGCGAUGUUGAUGACGAAGGGUAUCAUUGAGCUUAGGCAGAGUCCACCCGCUUUGGUCUGUACCAUUCGGCGUUUCAAGCAUCCGAUGAGUGGCAAAGAGGUUACGUUGUAUCCGGUUCCAAACAUCGCCGCCCCUCAUUACUUUCGCCGCGUUUUGGACGCGCACCAUCUGACAAAUAAUUUUGAUAAGGUCCUUUGUGAGGAUGGUAGGCUGCCGUUUCAGGCUGGCACUGCGCUGGCCAGAAGGCACGAAGUGUUCAAGCGGCUGCUGCCCUUCUUAUCCCUUCGCCCAGUUGUUGUAAAUGGGGAUAAGUUUGAUGGCAUCGUUGAGCGUGAUCCCUUGGAGUCUCGCAUGGCCUACCAGAUGCUGUUGGACGGGGCCGAUCCGCCAGUUGACCCACGCGCGCGCCGUGCCAUUGAGCGUAUAGAAGGUUACGCAGAUGCUACAAAAACAGUUUGCCCAUGGGGAGUCUAUCACCUGGUGUAUAUGACGUACAGACUGCGAACUCUUGGUUACACCGUGGAGAGCGAGGAAGAGUUAGAGGUUGUGGGGAUGAAGGAAGUUAUGGUCCUCGGUUGUUUCAUGGGCAUCACUACCUUCUGGAUGAUGUACGCCUUAUACAGAAUGUUGUUCGGCUUUUAG
This is a messenger RNA of Trypanosoma brucei brucei TREU927, 666 nucleotides long. RefSeq lists its product as hypothetical. NCBI's taxonomy places the organism in Eukaryota, Euglenozoa, Kinetoplastea, Trypanosomatida, Trypanosomatidae. The transcript has a single exon. The record is from RefSeq and is a predicted model, not a curated record. The coding region runs from base 1 to 666 and encodes 221 amino acids.